Aspergillus uvarum CBS 121591 is the source of this 2169-nucleotide messenger RNA. Its product is annotated as Hsp70 family protein. The coding region runs from base 1 to 2169 and encodes 722 amino acids. Lineage: Eukaryota; Fungi; Ascomycota; Eurotiomycetes; Eurotiales; Aspergillaceae. The record is from RefSeq and is a predicted model, not a curated record. The transcript is spliced from 4 exons. Gene Ontology annotation, molecular function: ATP binding; ATP-dependent protein folding chaperone.
AUGAGCUCACGCUUAAACUUCAAAUCGUUCACCUUUGGGACGAAGCGCAACAAGAACGGCUCAACCCCGCAACCUCCUCCCGUGUCGACGCUGUCCAGCCAGGGCAUCAGCACUGCGCCAUCGACCAGCACUCUCGUCGCUCCUCCCUCUUCCACCUCGCCCAGCUCCCCACCCUCCGGUCACAGUUCCUCUACCACCAGUUUACCCAUGAACAAUCAAAAUCAGUUGGGCCGCCCCCCGAGUUAUACCUACAACACGGUGGGCCGGCCCACCAGCCCGCUGCCGCCCGGCCCUCACCACCCACCCUCCAUCAAUACCAGCCUGCAGUAUUCGCAAUCUCCUAUGGGAGCGCCCCCCGGGUAUGGACUACAGCAGCCCAUGGCCCCGGGUAUGACCCCCGGUCUUCAUCAACCCCAAUACUUGCGCAACCCCGCCGUCGAGGUCGAGGGCGCUGGCCGCAGCAAGGCCCAGCUGAUCGUCGGUAUCGACUUUGGGACAACCUUCUCUGGAGUCGCCUUCGCAUUUGCGACCAACAAUGAAGCUCGGGAAGACAUCAUCACGGAGUGGCCUGGGGCAGGCACUCACACCAAACAGAAGAUCCCAACGGUGCUGUACUACGACCAAUACCAGAAGGUGGUGGGAUGGGGCCCGGAUAUUGCAGAUGCGCUGGCCCCCACUGGUUACCCCAAGCAAGGGGUCCAGAAGGUCGAAUGGUUCAAGCUCCAGCUCAUGCUCUCCGGCAAUACCUACAUCGACCCCAUCAACCUGCCGCCCUUGCCGCCGGGCAAGUCCGAGAUCGAUGUCGCCGCCGACUACCUUUUCAAGUUGCGACAGGCAAUGCGGGCCCAGCUUCAGAAGACCCUCGGUGAAGUGUUCACGCGAGAAGAACGGAACAUCCGAUACUACCUGACCGUCCCGGCCAUCUGGAACGAUGCAGGGAAGGCAGCGACUCGGGCGGCAGCUCUUCAAGCUGGGUUUCUACGCGACGAGAACGACAACCGCCUCACCCUGAUCUCGGAGCCGGAAGCAGCUGCGCUCUUCUGUGCUAAAACGGGCUUGCUGAACCUGAAAGUGGGCGACGCCAUUCUGAUCGUGGACUGCGGUGGUGGUACGGUCGAUCUGAUCGCGUAUGAAGUCGAAGAAGAGUCACCCUUCAGCGUCGCAGAAUGCACGGGUGGCUCGGGUGAUUCCUGCGGUUCCACUGCUCUGAAUCGAAAUUUCAGCAACAUCCUUAGGGCCAAGAUCCGCAAGAUGAAGCUGCCCGACGGCUCACGCACCGCCGGCAAGGUCUAUGCCAAGUGUAUCAUGGACUUCGAGAAUCGUAUCAAAGCGGACUUCCGCAACAACGGCCAAAAAUGGGCGGUAGACGUGGGAAUUGAAGCCGACUUCCCUGAUGCGGGCAUUGAGGAAGGAUACAUGACGUUCACGAAUGAAGAGAUUCUGCAGUGUUUUGAGCCGGUGGUUAACCGCAUCCUCGAGUUGGUGCGCAAUCAAAUCAUCGCGAUUCAAGCGCAGAACCGAUCGCUCCAGAACGUCCUCGUGGUGGGUGGAUUCGGUGCUUCGGAGUACCUCUUCCAGCAAAUCAAGUUGCACGUACCGCCACAAUAUCAGACCAAGGUUGUUCGACCUAUGGAUUCGGUUGCAGCGAUUGUGAAGGGUGCCGUGACGGCCGGAAUCACUGAGCGGGUGGUCACCCACCGUGUCGCUCGUCGGCACUAUCUGAUGGCAACGCUACAGCCAUUCAAAGAAGGAUAUCACCCCGAACAGUACCGAGUUCCCAGUCUUGACGGUCGCGAUCGCUGCAAAUACACGCGGCAGAUCUUCAUGCAGAAGGGCGAGCGAGUCAAGAUUGGCGAGCCGGUCAAGGUCAGCUUCUUCCGGCAGGUUGCUCCCGGCGCCACCCUCAUGUACGAGGAUAUUUUGUAUGCCUGUGACGAGGAUGUGUGUCCGGAGUACACGAAGGACCCACGCAUCAAGGAAGUCGUCACCCUCACAUCGGACCUGUCCCGCAAGAACCUGGAAACCGACUUUGAGCGCAUGGACACACCCCAGGGAACCUUUUACCGCGUUUACUUCGACAUCUACUUGACCCUCGACGGGAGCGAAUUCAGUGCGGAGCUAGUGUGCCAGGGUGAAGUAAUGGGACGCUGCAGGGCCAAGUUCCGCUAG